UUAUUACAGGCUAAUGUCAUUUUAUUACAAUCAACGAGUUUUAAUGAAGAAAGUAAUACUGCCUGGUUCUGCCUGAUUCAGUGCAUAUUUCCAGUGCACAGCUGUCCCAAAACAAGUGGAGGAAAAUGUUGUGUGCUGUGAUGGUUGGUAGACUAGGCUGAUUAAGCCAAUACUAUCCCGCCAGGGAUUUCACACGACUUUCCAUAUCGGAUAAUAAAAGCCAGGUUUGACAGACCAUUUCAUAACAUAGCCGACAAGAAACGUUCCACUAAAGAAGAAUGACGUCAUAUAAUGCACGAAGGACAAAUCCUUGCAUAAAUGGACAACCUGUGAAAUCCAGACAACGCGUUGUAUGCAGUAGCCUAGAGAUUAAAAGUGAAUAUGCAUUGUUACAGAUUUAGUGCAACCAUGGGAUACUUUCUGUGAAACCGCAAGCGAGGUGUAGGCUUCUACUCCAGGCCCGCCCUUUUUUCAGGCACAGCUCCGGUCCAGAGUUGGGAUUGAUGUCGAACCAUGGCGGAGUCGCAACUGAGGUGCAUGGAUGACGGUAACAUCAACGAGAAGGUCCCGGAGUCCAACCCGGAGUUUUACUACAGCGAAGAACAACGAGCGGCGGUUGAGCAACUACUUAAAAACGGCGAUGGUGCUUUCAAAAUGCGACUGAAAGAGGACAACCUGACAGACUUUCUCUCAGCCCGUGAGAUUAAAGAGAUACGCAGAACUUUCAAACAAUAUGACACCAACGACGAAGAGAGGUGGGGAGAAUCAAAUACGAAAACCAACGACACCAAAGCGGACUCCGGGGUUCAUUCGACAUACUGGCCGCAGAUGUCAGACACCGAAGUGCCCCCGCUGGACAUCGGUUGGCCCAACGGGGGAUUCUUCAGGGGGGUCACGCGCGUGGCAGUUCACACGCACCCUCCAAAGGAAAAGGCGCCUCACAUAAAGGAAGUCGUGCGUAGGCUGAUCCAAGAAGCUAACAAGGUAAUAGCUAUAGUCAUGGACUUGUUGACAGAUGUCCAGAUACUGCAGGACCUGCUGGAUGCAGCUUCGAGGCGCUCCGUGGCUGUCUACAUCCUAUUGGACGCCGGCGGAGGGCCCCACUUCCUGGAUAUGUGCUGCAGGCUGCAGAUUGGAGCUCAUCACCUACGGAAUAUCAGGACCCGUACAAUUCAGGGAACUGGGUUUGGUCUGUCCUUUGGCAGGCUUCCAGGGUCUCUGUGCAGUAAAUACAUGCUGGUGGAUGGAGAAAAGGUAGCAUUUGGCACUUACAGUUUCUCGUGGAGUUCGUCUCGAAUGGACCGCAACAUGAUCACGAUCAUGACCGGACAAGUGGUUGACUUCUUUGACCGUGACUUUCGCGAGCUCUACGCCGUCUCAGAGAAACUGGACCUGUACGAGGAGUUCCACCUCAGCCCGCCCCCGGACACGGCCAACGCCGUGCUGCUGAAGCCGGAGCCCUCUAAGCCCCACACGCCCGUCGCCACGUCCAGGUUCCAGGUCAGCUUGGGCGAUUCGCGUAAAGGCAGGCUCCAGGUGCCCGCGCACAAAUACCACAACCCCAAAUACUCACUGGCAUUUGGCAACAGUGGUCCCAGACAGACGGAAUCCUUACAGGACCUAACAGACAGAGAAGCUACGUCUGAUACCGUGGCUCCUGAGACACACGACCCGGCCCGGACUCUAAACCGGACGAGCACCGAAAGGUUGGAUAAGCUCUCUCCUCUGCCGCUCAGAAGCGGGAAAGGAAGCUCGAAAAACCAAAGUCCGGAUAAGAAAUCCCUGUCCUUCAAGAAGUUGUUCCGAGGGAAACCGGCAGCCAAUCAGAAUGCGCUCGCCCAGGGUGACGGCGUGGCCACCGGCCCGGUCCCCUCCCCUGCGCCGUUGGCAUCCAACGUCACGGAGGAGAACUUGGAGGUGACAGUGGUUCAACCGAAGAAUAAGAGGUCCAAAAUGGGCCGGAAGAGUGUCUCUCUACAGGUUGUCAACACGCAGGACAACAACAGCGUGAGAGGCAGCAGGUCGUCAACAAAGAACAAGUGUGUUCAGUCCUAAGUGGAUCUCUUCAAGAAGCCAAGAAGACCUUUUCUUCUUUUUUUUUCUUUCUCAAGGCCCUCCAUUGAAUUACCUAAUAACUUUGGAAUUUUCAGCACUAAGUGCCGACAUUUGUCGAUUGUACCUGUUUUGUAACAAAAAUAUGUUCUUUUGGCAGAUAUAGUAUUCCAAAGCCUUUUAAAACACUGUCAGAACGUUUACAAAAUGUACUUUACCAUGUAAAGAAUUAUCUACUGCUGAAUGCUGUCACGAAUUGAACAGAUGCAUGUUUUAGGUCUAUGUCAAUUGUAAGCAGAUUUCGGAAUGGACAUCCGAGCAGUUUCCUUACUACAACAGUUUUAUUUUCCAUAAGUGUGUGAGUGUGAGUCAUGUGUCCUGACCUUUGAGGCUGGACUCAUCAGUAUUCAUCCUGUGUGUUGGAUGUUGAAGGUUUCUCACUGUCGUCACUGGAAUAAAGAAUGAUUGUGAUUGUG
Messenger RNA from Esox lucius (northern pike), 2528 nucleotides. RefSeq names its product family with sequence similarity 83 member Fb (gene sack1fb). The record is from RefSeq and is a predicted model, not a curated record. The transcript is spliced from 6 exons. The coding region runs from base 514 to 2055 and encodes 513 amino acids. Lineage: Eukaryota; Metazoa; Chordata; Actinopteri; Esociformes; Esocidae.